AUGAAGACAUCCAAUAACAGCACUCUCUUUGAGGGUCUAUUUGACAAAUUUGUACACCUAGAUCAAGAGUUAUCGGACACAUUUUACACUUUGUGGAUUGCACUGCUGGUAAUCAAUACCAUCAUCUUCCUCGUGGGCGUGGUGUUGAACUCUUUGGCUCUUUACGUCUUCUGCUUCCGGACGAAGACGAAAACCACCUCCGUCAUCUACACCAUCAACCUGAUCGUCACCGAUUUAUUGGUGGGCUUCUCCCUGCCCAUCCGUAUCAUCGUGCACUACGUCGCCGGAGACUGCAAGAAGUGCGCCCUCGUCCACAUCUUCAUCUACUUCGUGAACAUGUACUGCAGCAUCCUGUUCCUGACAUGCAUCUGCAUCGACCGCUACUUGGCGAUUGUCCAAGUGGAGGCAUCCCGUAAGUGGAGGAACCCCAACCACGCCAAGAGCAUCUGUGCUUUCAUCUGGGUCUUUGCCACAGUGGUGACCUUCUCCAUCCUCACCAUGGCCGUGAAGUACUCCUACUGCUGCAUCGCCAAGAUCUUGCCCCUCAUGGUCUGCGAGUAUUUCUUUCCUCUGGUCAUCAUCACCUUCUUCACUACCCGGAUCCUGUGUGCCCUCUCCAAGCCGACGCUCAUGCACCAGAGCCGGGAGAGGCGGAUGCGGGCCGUGCAGCUCCUCAUCACAGUCCUCAUCAUUUUCAUGAUUUGCUUCACCCCCUUUCACGUCCGCCAACUGGCCAUUUCCAUCAACCCGCAAAUGCCCAAUGACAUCAGCUUAGUUGUGUACCACGUGACCGUCACCUUGAGCAGCCUCAACAGUUGCAUGGACCCAAUUGUCUACUGCUUUGUGACCAACAACUUCCAGUCGACCAUGAAAAACAUCUUCAGGAAAUCUGAACCUGAGCAAACCAGUGGGGAUAUCAUCAGCGUGAACAAGGGCUCGGGUUCUAAUGCAAUUAUGCCCUUCUCGAAUGCUUUGGGCAACACUUUGGGUUUGUCGUUACCAGACAAUACAGCGAACUCCUAA
Messenger RNA from Euleptes europaea (tarantolino), 1023 nucleotides. RefSeq names its product G protein-coupled receptor 20 (gene GPR20). Bases 1 to 1023 code for a protein of 340 amino acids. Gene Ontology annotation, molecular function: G protein-coupled receptor activity. The record is from RefSeq and is a predicted model, not a curated record. Gene Ontology annotation, cellular component: membrane. NCBI's taxonomy places the organism in Eukaryota, Metazoa, Chordata, Lepidosauria, Squamata, Sphaerodactylidae. The transcript has a single exon. Gene Ontology annotation, biological process: positive regulation of Rho protein signal transduction; phospholipase C-activating G protein-coupled receptor signaling pathway.